Molecule: messenger RNA, 3111 nt
Organism: Penicillium diatomitis
Lineage: Eukaryota; Fungi; Ascomycota; Eurotiomycetes; Eurotiales; Aspergillaceae
Product: rRNA-processing protein UTP21
Exons: 5
Coding region: 1-3111 (1036 amino acids)
Biological process (GO): rRNA processing
Cellular component (GO): Pwp2p-containing subcomplex of 90S preribosome; small-subunit processome
Molecular function (GO): protein binding
Source: RefSeq, a predicted model, not a curated record
AUGCCGGCUCUGGCUAAUGAUACCUUUGAUCUGCCUCUGGCAAAGAGGCAGAAGACUGUUCUCGAGAAGACUCAAGGUACUUCCCGAGGAGGCUCCAAAAUAUUUGCACCUUUCAGGACAUUAGGCCUUGUGUCGUCAACCUCGGUCCCCUUUACCUUUGUGCGCCUGGGCAAAUCAACUUUCCAAAUCACAACGUCCGUCGGCCAUACUCUGCAAACUUACGAUGUGCGCAAAGGCUUGGGAUUGAUCUUUUUAAGUCGGCCGCAAACCCCCGAGACGAUUACGGCAACCUGCGCCUGGCAUGACAAGGUCUUUGCGGCAUGGGGUCACCUGCGACCCCGAUCACCGGGUGGCAUCUGGGUCUUCAAACGUGGAAAACGCGUCGCAAUCUUGGACAGCCCUCAACUGGAUGCGCCCAUUGAACGCCUGGCCGUAUUUGGCUCGUGGGUUGUUGGGUGCUGGUCCGGUGGACUGGAGGUGUGGAAGAACGGCAGCUAUGAGCAUUACACCAGUUUGCGACCCCGGCCAAACCCCAGUGCCUCGGGAGAUGGAGUGUAUUCCGGCAUCAUGUGCACGAUGCCCACCUACCUGAACAAGGUCUUCGUGGGUCGCACUGAUGGUGCCGUGGAUAUCUGGAACUUGCGUAGCGGCAAGCUUCUCCACACCCUUCAGCCCCCAUCAGCCUCUGCGCAGCCCGGCCCGGUGACAGCAAUGCAACCUACCCCCGCAUUGUCUCUCAUGGCCAUUGCUCACAAGGAUGGGUCUUUGGUCAUUCAGAAUGUCGACUCCGGACAAUUGGUCUUGUCCCUGAGAAGUUCGGCUGCCCGAGCUUCCCCGGUCACAUCUAUUACUUUUCGAAGUGAUGGUCUAGGCGCCGGCCACGACGGACGUAUGGCCGGUGUUAUGGCCACUGCCGCAAGCGGGACCGGGGACAUCACCAUGUGGGAUUUGAACAACGGUGGUCGAGUGGCAGGUCUCCUGCGAGGCGCUCACCGCGUCUCCAACAAUGUGUCGGCGAUGGGUGUGAACCGGGUUGAGUUCUUGGAUGGCCAGCCGGUGCUUGUCUCGUCGGGUGACGACAACGCCUUGAGAACGUGGAUUUUUGACGAAACGCCUUUCUCCCCCAUCCCUCGGCCGUUGCAUUCACGAGCGGGUCAUUCUGCUGCCGUGAACACAAUCGACUUCCUGCCCGCCUCUUCGGACGGGUCGGAAUUCGGCGGCAAGUGGCUUCUGAGUGCGAGCAAGGACUGCAGUAUGUGGGGCCUGAGCCUGCGAAAGGACAGUCAGAACGCAGAAAUGUCGCAAGGCAACGUGGAGCGCAAAGCGAAGAAGAUGGGACCCUCUGAUCAGACCGGUAUGACCUCGGCAGAGGCUUUCAAGGCGCCUGAAGUGACUUGCAUUGCAAGCUCACUCAAUCGUGACGGUGGAAUGGGCACUGCCGCCUCCGGAGCUGUGUGGUCGAAUCCUAAGUUUGGUACUACCGAUGCAACCAAUGCUACCGGUUGGGAAAGUGUCGUGACUGGUCAUCGUGGUGAUCAGUACGCUCGUACCUGGUUCUGGGGUAAGAAGAAGGCCGGUCGGUGGGCUUUUCCCACUAGCGAUGGAACGGAAGUCAAGAGCGUCGCGAUGUCCCCCUGUGGUACAUUCGCCGUUGUUGGAUCAGCCAGUGGCGGCAUCGAUAUGUUCAACAUGCAGUCCGGCCAGCACCGACAGAGCUUCCCUCCCCCCGCACCCAAGUCCCGUAAAGCCAGAGUACCGGUGGCAGACCGCUCGGCUGAUAAGCAUACCAAAGCCGUCACAGGUCUUAUGGUGGAUAAUUUGAAUCGAACAGUCAUCAGCUGUGGCUUGGAUGGCAAGGUUAAGUUCUGGGAUCUCCUCAAGGGUACGUUGAUCGAUCAGCUUGACUGGAAUCCCAUGGCGGCAAUCACUGGACUUCGCUACAGCAAAAUCAGUGAUUUGGUCGCGUUCAGCUGUGAUGAUCUCUCCAUCCGCGUGGUAGACCUAGAGACUCGAAAGCUGGUUCGUGAGUUCUGGGGCUGCGUUGGUCAGGUCAAUGAUUUCAUCUUCUCCAACGAUGGACGUUGGAUCAUUGCAGCUUCCAUGGACUCCGUCAUCCGAGUCUGGGAUCUGCCCACAGGUCAUCUGGUCGACAUUUUCCGAGUUUCCAGUACCUGCGUGUCACUUUCAAUGUCGUCAACCGGCGAAUUCCUGGCUACUGCUCACGCUGGAAGCAUUGGUAUCAGUCUUUGGAGCAAUCGCUCCCUGUUCAUGCCGAUCUCUACCAAAAACAUCGAUGAAGAUGUCAUCGAAGACGUGGCCGUGCCUACUUCUUCUGGUGAGAGUGGCGCGGGCCUCGUUGAAGCGGCCUUUGUGGACGCAGAAGAGGUGGAUGAGUCCGAGGGCCCAGUGCUGGCAACUGAACAACUCCAGAAGGACAUGUUGACAUUGAGUUUGGUCCCGAAGAGCAGAUGGCAAACGUUGCUUCAUCUUGAUUCCAUUCGGGAACGCAAUCGACCAAAGGAAGCACCCAAGGCCCCGGAAAAAGCGCCAUUCUUCUUGCCUUCGCUACUUGGCCCAGGAAGUUCCCAGGCUGCCAAGGACGCUGCCGCCGCCGACGCUGCUGAACUGGCAGCCCUCACGCAAACCGUGGAUGCCGAGCGGUCCCGCGUGUCAAAGCUUCAAUCCGGCAUCCUGGGCACUGCUGAGUCGGCCAUUACACGACUGCUGGAAACAGCAUCCCAGUCUGGCUUCUUUGAUCCGCUGGUUGAGCACAUGAAGUCUCUCUCCCCCGCGCGGGCUGAUCUCGAGAUCCGCUCCUUAGACCCUCGUGUGCGAAACGGAUUCUCUGAAUUGGCGACUUUCGUUCAGGCGCUCACUGCGCGCCUCAAGAUGCGUCGCGAUUUCGAACUGGUGAACGCUUGGAUGGCGGUGCUUCUGAAGAUCCACUCCGACACUGUCGCUCUUUGCUCGCACCGGGAAGAGGCCGAGUAUCGACUCUUGCGAGAGGCCUUGGCAGCCUGGGCUCGUGAACAAAAACAGGAAGGCGAGCGCCUGGCUAGCCUUGUUGGAUACUGUCGGGGUGUUGCCGGUUUCCUUCGAUCGGCUCGCUGA